AGUGUCUGCUAAAUCUGCACUAUUCGCGUCAUGUAUACGUACAAGAACCUUCUUGAUUGAUUGUUAGGCAGCAGACGCUGUCCAUUAGCUAACAGCCACCCAUUAUACUAUUAGAAUGCAUGUGUCCACUCUUGACAUCAGCUAUGUAUAGGCUAUGUAUACAGUCAUGGUCAUCCGUCCGCCUUGUGCGCGCAGUCUCCAGAUAAAAUGGAAGUCAACGACAAAAACGAGAAGACGCAAGAGUGCAGAGAAUUUCUCAUGGCAAUGACACUCGGAGCCGCACUCUCGUGCGUCGUCCUGUCUAUCAUCAUUUUCUUCACCAAGGGAGUCUCAAACAUCGACCUCCUAGCCACCAUCUCUACCACAUGCACGACCGCACUAGUCGACCGGACGACAGUCGCCGAAUGCAGCUACGAUUGCGGCAACUACGCAGACAACCAGUGCACGUUGACAUACGACUGCUGGCACGUCUACGCGAUCGUCGAGGACAAGCCAAAGUCGACGGUUCCGUCGCAGCUUUUUUGGAACUUCGAUUCACGCGAAACCAACUGCUCGAAUUAUCGUCGAUGCGACAGUCGUGGCUUCUCGAUGAAGUAUGAGGAAAUAGGCGACGAGUAUUCGUGUUACUACGAUUCGUCUCGACCGAAUGCUGUCUAUCUGCAUCCUCCAAGAAGCCCAUUACCGUACUUGAUCGGAUCUUGUCUAACCGCAAUUGCCGCCGCCGGUGUGACUGUUGGCAUCUGCUACGCAAGUUAUCGGAGACGGUCUCGUAGGCACAGUGCUGAGCCUCGUGAAUGCAAAGAGACGGCCGUCUAAAGUCUAAUUUAGCUAAUGUAUGGACUCUCUAGGUUGCUGAUGUUGCAUCACCCUUAAUUAAAUUGAUCGUAUAUUAGUAGCUAGAGACUCUAGACAGCCUUUUGACUUCUUUUCUAGGUUUCUUGCCUGUCUGUAGCCUCAUCUAUGAGUCAGGUAACAAAGAGCGAGAAAGUAGAUAUUUACAGUUGGAAUACGCGUACGCACACUCGUAUCCUAUUGUCACAGGCCCGUAUACGAUAGUAAGCAAUGAGACGGCGGAGGACCAGGAUAUCUAAAGGGGAGGGGCUGACUACGCGAGACUUUUAUUAGUAUAUUUACGUGCACCAGCACUUGUUCAAGCACGUGCAUAUACGGGCGUGCGAGAAGAACACUGCAUGGGUAAGCACGAGUCAUCAGACUGUCUAGCAAUGUGCAAUAGCCAUACGUAGAAUGUAUAGACCAUUUAUCGUACAUACAUACAUAC
This is a messenger RNA of Corticium candelabrum, 1279 nucleotides long. RefSeq lists its product as uncharacterized. The transcript has a single exon. The record is from RefSeq and is a predicted model, not a curated record. Bases 208 to 816 code for a protein of 202 amino acids. NCBI's taxonomy places the organism in Eukaryota, Metazoa, Porifera, Homoscleromorpha, Homosclerophorida, Plakinidae.